AUGGAUGCGGGCGCGGCAAUGGCCCUUACUCUUCCUCCUCCCCCCUCACCUCAUGCCUCCGACAAGACGCUCGAAACCCGCUCAACAGGCCACCCGGUCCUCUCUGCGGACACUUGCCCGCUCGCGGAAGUCACUCCCCUCGAAUGCACAAGCCACGCAGGGGGCAAGCUCGAGCUCGGGGGGAACCUCGACGCCCCCUCCCCCCCUCUCCGACAUCUCAAGGCAUGA
This is a messenger RNA of Heterobasidion irregulare TC 32-1, 228 nucleotides long. RefSeq lists its product as uncharacterized. Bases 1 to 228 code for a protein of 75 amino acids. The record is from RefSeq and is a predicted model, not a curated record. The transcript is spliced from 5 exons. Lineage: Eukaryota; Fungi; Basidiomycota; Agaricomycetes; Russulales; Bondarzewiaceae.